CUAGACCACCGGAACCCUCACCACGAGAGGAUAGACUGGACCUACUGCGCAUACGACGCUUGUAUGAUACACUACCAGGAGAAGGUUGAUGCAGGGUGGUUUCCUUCACCACGCACCACCUGUCUACAGCCUUGGUACAAAUGCACCAACGAUGUAUGCGAGAUACACCUGAUUGACAAGCGGUCUAAACUCCACUUUCCGGGUACUGAGGACCCACAAGCGGUAGUACAGAUGCAGCUAGUU
Macroventuria anomochaeta is the source of this 243-nucleotide messenger RNA. RefSeq lists its product as uncharacterized. The transcript has a single exon. The record is from RefSeq and is a predicted model, not a curated record. Lineage: Eukaryota; Fungi; Ascomycota; Dothideomycetes; Pleosporales; Didymellaceae. The annotation marks the transcript as partial.